AUGCCAGCCAAGAGCAAUCUGGUCGGACUAGGCCUCCUGAGCACAACUCACUCACACCACUCACCACCCACGUACACGGCCAGCUUUGUGCCGAAUGGCCCUUUGUCAGUGCUGUCUGGUCGCGGAGACAGGCUCCAAAGUCGAGUCUGCCUCUUGAGACCCGGGGCCAAGUCUUCUGACCGGCGCCCAUGCCGGAGGCUCGCAGGGUGGCGCCGGCACCCGACCGGCAGGCCAGGAUCGCUCGCCACGCACGAUUACAAUGACAAGGCUCUGCGCCCGGCGGAGAAGCCCUUGGGGGGCGGUGAAGCCGCGAUCUUGAAUGUCUUAGUUUUUGAACUGGCGAGCGUCAUGGAGGCGCGCUCGCGGGAAGAAGAUGUGCGGCCCAUGCAGCAGGUGCUGCCAGGUCUUCCGGUUCAGGAACUUCGAUCUGCAAUUCAGCCCUUUGCGCACCACCAGCCGCCACCCGAAAGCCGGCGCAGCCGCGAGGCUGCUGACGUGCUUUCUCCUCAUGGAUCUCUCAAUGCCCAGAACAUGCUGGGGAGCACCACCAGCUCACGUGCCGCGGGCGCAGUGCAGGCACCGAAACAGGUGCCACACUCGCGUCGUGCGAGCGCGGAGGCCGCGCCGGGCGGAUCGCCGGGCAAGGCAACCGCAGCCUCUGCAGAGGUUCAAGACUUGUUUCCGUUCUACUUGGACGACAAGCUGCUGGAGAUGAUGAAGCCGAGCGGUCCAAACUGCUCCGAUCCAAUGCCACUGAGCAAAACUUGUACAUGCAUCAUGAUCAUACUCUUCUAG
This is a messenger RNA of Symbiodinium necroappetens, 795 nucleotides long. The record is from the annotation of a GenBank genome assembly. NCBI's taxonomy places the organism in Eukaryota, Dinophyceae, Suessiales, Symbiodiniaceae.